Plasmodium gonderi is the source of this 2982-nucleotide messenger RNA. RefSeq lists its product as hypothetical. Lineage: Eukaryota; Apicomplexa; Aconoidasida; Haemosporida; Plasmodiidae. The transcript has a single exon. The record is from RefSeq and is a predicted model, not a curated record. The coding region runs from base 1 to 2982 and encodes 993 amino acids.
AUGGAUACAUCACCUGAUGUCGAAUCUGCUUUUCUAAUUUACAAUUUUGAACAGAAUGCUAUAAAGAAUGAUGGGAAAUCGAAUGUUAUUAAACAGUUGAAUAGAAAAAUUAACAAGUAUGGACAUGCCAUACUAAACAGUAAUUAUAAACAUGUAAAUAACUUUUCAUAUACAACAGAUACAUUUCACAAUUUUUAUAAAAUAACAGAAUAUUAUCUUUUAAAGUACUUUAACAGUAUCAUUGUUGAUUCUACCCUAUUUUUUAAAUGUAUCCAUGUCAUAAAAAAUGGAUCUUCUGGUCCUGUUCAAAAUGUUGAAAUGGGAUUACGAAUUCAUUUUAAUAUGAAUAAAAAUACACAAGAGGGGAAAAAACUGAUGGAUAAUUUGGAAAAUGAUGAAGCAUUAACUGAAUACUCCUUUGAUUGUGCAAUUUUGAAUUACUUCAUAGAAAAUUUAAAAAAGGUUAACAAUUCAAACAAUAAAACUGAUAAAAUAAAUGAAAAGAAAAAAAGAAAGGGGGAAAAAAAAGAAAACGUUAACAAUGACGCAGACAUAGAAAACAUUACCAACAGUGGAAUACCUAACCCUGAAACAUAUAUAAAGACAGAGAGAAGAAAUAAUAGUCCAAAAAAAAAUUGUAUACAAAACUAUAAUUUUAGAAAAUCCUUUUUGUACGAAUUAUGUGAAAUGUAUAGUAGCUUAAAUAACAAGAAGAAUAGAAAAAUAUAUAUUACCAAAAUUUUUCGUAAAAUUGUUAGUAGAAAACAAAUUAGACAAUUUAUAUGUGAAAAUGAUAUGACAAAAAAAAAAAAUUAUUUAAAAUUCUUUCUCAACCUAUCUUUGGGUAUUUUUAUAUAUAUCUAUAUUUAUAGAUACAUAAAAAAGAAUUAUAAAAAUGUAGAAUUUUUUAUAUUUUUAAAUAACCCUCAAAAUAUUAAAGAUAUAUAUGUUAAUAAUAUAUCUUACAUAGAAAAGGAAGAAAUUUAUAGCUUCACUAAAUAUAUAAAAUUCUUGAAUAUUCAAAUGUUUCGGUAUGUCUACAUAUCCUUUUUUGUAAAUAUAUAUAAAUACGUUAACUUAAUAUAUAACACCACACUUUUGGCACUUUACAAUUAUUUUAAAUAUAUAAAUGAAAUCAUGAAAAAUAAAGAGGAGUCACUAGAAAGACAGAAGGAAGAGGUGGACAAAAAUUAUCAUGUGAAUCUAAAUUCGCGAAAUGUUACCAAUAAUACAUCAGAGAAGGGAAGUAAGCGGAACAAUGGAAAAAACACAAAUGAAGAAAAUAUAACGCAUGAGAUAAAUAUGUUCACGCAAAAUAUACAAACGAGCCUAAAUGGGUUGGUGAAAGAUGGGCAUAUAGAUAGUAAUAAAACAGAUGAACUUCAAAAGUGCGAAAAAAUUAAUAACAAAAUUGAUGAAAAUUCUCCAAACGAUCUCAGCAAUAAAAAAGGAGAAGAGGAAAUUAAGCCAACUUGUAGUGAAAGACAAGAUUACAACCCCAACUUAUCAAACUCUGGAAGAAUACAUACGAACAAAAUGGUGUUCAGUUGCUACAUCUACAUUUAUAUAUUUUCAAUAUAUAUAAGAGAUACAAGAAAAAUGAUGAAAUCAAACAUUAUAAAAAUUCAAAAUAAUAUUAAAAAAAUGAUUGGCUUAUUUGUUCAAAUAUACGAUAUAAAUAAAAUAGAAUGUAAUCGUAGGAAUAGUCCAUUCAAGGAUUGUAAUAAAGGAAAGACAACCGAUUCAUCUAACAAUCUAGCAAAUGAGGGAGGCAACUCGAGUCACAUUGUUGGUUCAGCUCAUGCAUUAUAUUUUAAUUUCAUUCAAUUAAGUAAAUGCUAUAAAUGCUGCAUAAAGAACAAUUAUCAAAUUAUCAAAUCAAUUCACAUGUUCCAUUUAUUAUUAAAACAUUUUUAUAAAUACUUCCCUAUUUUGAAUAUGAAAAAAGAUAAGUGCAUUAUAUACAAUUAUUACAAUAAAAAAUACAUAUAUUAUACCAAGGAAAUUAAAAUUAAUGGUGUUACUGAAAGUGUAAAUUUUACAGAAGAAAAAAAUAGAAAGAAAAAAGAAGAGAUGGCCAUUUUUGACAUAUUUAAAAAUGUGAAUGAUUACGAAUUGGAUUUUUUUUAUUUCAAUGAAAGGAAAAAUGAUGAAAGGGAAAUAAUAAUUGAUUUAUUACAAAGUAAAGAAGUUGAGUCAUUUGAUAAUUUAUUUCAACCAUGUGAAAACACAUUUUCAUCUUCACAACAAAAUACAGAUAUGUGUACAGUGGGCUACGAUAAGAAUGAAAAUGAAAACGAGAACGAUAAUGAAUGUAUAGACAAACUACACAAUAACCCCGAGGAACAUUCAAAAAAUAUAUUCUUAAAUUGCGUUAAUAAUAGCAUGAAUAUGCUUCUAAUUAGAGCAAAUGAAGAAUUUGCAUACAAUUCAGAUGAAGGACUACAAGAGGUGCACAAUUUAGUACCUCAAAAAGGAGGCAAUUGUAACAGAUGUAGCACUGAUUCUUCUUGCAUAAAUGAAAAUUCUCCAUCUCUCAGAUAUUGUUCCAUUCUACAACACUUAAAGACUAAUAAAAAUGUGUACAACAAAAUAGCCGGCUUAAUAAACAGAUUUUGUAACAACAAAUCAGAAAGUGUUAUAAAAAAAUGCAUAAGUGACUUGAAUAUAUAUAACAAGAACGUUCUUGACAUAUACGAUGAUAGUAUUUUCGAUGUGUAUAACAGAAUUGAAAAACAAGCCACAUUUGAAAAUGAAGAAUCAAUAAAAAAUAAGAAGUUACUGCAAGUUAAAGUAUUUUUGGAUUAUGAAAAAUUAUAUACCAAAAAAACUGUUGAAACGCAAACACCCAUUUCUUUUUUUAAAAAUGAAAAAGCUAUACAAAUUCCAAAGGAUCAAGAAGUAUGUACAACAUCAGAGCAGUACAUACAAGCGAAAAAAAUAGUUAAUCCAAUUUUUUAUUUGAAUGAUAUCUACGAAUGA